AUGCCGAUAUUACUUUUAUCAAAAGAAGAGAAAUUUUCACAAAUUUGGAAGAGACGUAUUUCAAGCCUGAGUCAUGGAAUCUCAUCGUCCUCGUCCUCGUCCUCCUCCUUUAGACACGGAUCUAGUGGCAGCUCAAGUACGCGUACAAAAGGUGGUGGUUCAUCUGGUUUGACAACUGGGUCGGGUAGCAACUUUCGUCCCUUGGCUGUAGGUGGAGGUGCUGCUAUUGGAGGUGCUGCUGUUAAUUCAGGUUCUAUAAAUCAAAACAAUGGCAACAAAGACUUGUUGUGGCUAUUUUUUCUCCUACUAUUAAUUCCAAUAAUACUAGUAGUUGUGCUUCUUUGUUGGAGAAGAAGGGUGAAAAAGAAACAAAAGUUGCAACAAUAUAGUCACGAGCCACAGAUACAGAGAAUAAGACAGGUGGGGUAUCAAACGGAGUAUUUUCCUCCAGAUACAGAACAUCCGCCUCCCACCUACCUGCCGAAGAUAAGAAGAAGAACGAGUUCUAAGGUAUACUAUCCAGAGAACUCUAAUCAGCAAUAUUAUAAUGGACAACAGCAACAGCAACCACAGUAUGUACCACCGCAAGAUCCACAAACUACCCAAUUUGCAGGGUACAACAAUGAUAAUUAUGGAGGGUACGGUGGCGGUGUGCCUGCUGGUUCAGAAACUCAGUCAGGGUAUUAUGAUGGGAGAAAUGGCAAUAAUGCACCAGAAUAUGAAUAUGAGAGACCAAAUGGACCGCCACCAGUGCACACAAAGUACUAA
Lodderomyces oxycetoniae is the source of this 768-nucleotide messenger RNA. RefSeq lists its product as uncharacterized. The transcript is spliced from 2 exons. NCBI's taxonomy places the organism in Eukaryota, Fungi, Ascomycota, Pichiomycetes, Serinales, Debaryomycetaceae. Bases 1 to 768 code for a protein of 255 amino acids. The record is from RefSeq and is a predicted model, not a curated record.